CCGUCCCCCCGCCACCUCACCGCCUCCCAUCUGCCCUGUGCACUGCUUAUCGGGUAACCGGAGCUGGGAGCUUCGUCCACGCCUGAAACAGGAAGCCCGGGCCUGUGCUGAGCCGCCGAGAGCCACCGGGCUGCUGGGCAGGAGGAUGGAGGGGCAGCGGGCGCUCGCAGCUGCCAAGGACGGGGAUCUGGCCACCCUGAAGCGGCUGCUGGAGGCCGGUGCCCUGGGCCCGGGCAUCGUCGACGCCCUGGGGGCUGGCCUGGUGCACCACGCCACCCGGGCCGGCCACCUGGCCUGUGUUAAGUUCCUGGUGCGGCAGGCCAAGCUGCCCGGCAACCAGCGGGCCCACAAUGGGGCCACGCCGGUGCACGACGCCGCUGCCACGGGCAGCCUGGCCGAGCUGUGCUGGCUGGUGCGCGACGGGGGCUGCGGGCUGCAGGACCAAGACAACUCGGGCGUCUCCCCGCUGCACCUGGCCGCCCGCUUUGGGCACCCUCUGCUGGUGCAGUGGCUGCUUCGGGAGGGCCACGCGGCCGCCCUGGAGACCCUGGAGGGGGCCCUGCCCCUGCACCAUGCCGCUGUCAGCGGGGACCUGACCUGCCUGAAGCUCCUGGUGGCAGCCCACGGCAGCGGCGUGAACCGGCGGACGCGCAGUGGGGCCUCCCCGCUCUACCUGGCCUGCCAGGAGGGCCACCUGCACCUGGCUCAGUUUCUGGUGAAGGACUGCGGUGCCGACGUGCACCUGCGUGCCCUCGACGGCAUGAGUGCGCUGCACGCUGCUGCUGCCCGUGGCCACUACUCGCUGGUCGUCUGGCUGGUCACCUUCACCGACAUUGGCCUGAUGGCACGGGAUAACGAGGGGGCCACAGCCCUCCACUUUGCAGCUCGAGGCGGCCACACGCCCAUUCUAGACCGGCUCCUGCUGAUGGGCGCCCCCAUCAUGACAGACUUCUGGGGUGGGACCCCCCUCCAUGAUGCAGCGGAGAACGGGCAAAUGGAGUGCUGCCAGACGCUGGUUUCCCACCACGUGGACCCCUUCCUACGAGAUGAAGACGGUUACACGGCGGCAGACCUGGCAGAGUACCAUGGACACCAGGACUGUGCCCAGUUCCUGCGGGAGAUAGCCCGGCCGGUGCCGCUCCUGAUGACGCCACCGCCGCCUCCGUUUCCCCCACCCCCGCUGUCAGCCGCGAGGCACUCCCCGGAGGAUGGAACAAGUGGUUCGGGUCUCGGCAGCCCCACCUCAGUGGUGACUCCCAGCCCAGCCUGGCCUGGUCAGCCUGACCAGCCUCUUCUGAAGGAGCAGACCAUCUGUGCAGCACCCCCACGGGUCGCCCCCAGCACCACAACUGUCCCCACGGGAGAGGAGAUGGCGGCGGGAGACGCCCCGAACCGCCUGGUGGCGCUGCAGCUCGACAGGCUGCCCUCGGGCGACCUCGACGGGCUGGUGCCCACGCGGGACGAGCGCGGCCGGCCCAUCCCCGAGUGGAAGCGACAGGUGAUGGUGCGGAAGCUGCAGGCGCGCCUGGGCGCAGAGCCGGCGCCCCAGGCCCAGGGUGACAGCGGGAGCGUGGGCCCCGCGGAGCAGGCGACCUGGCGGUACUCACAGACGCACCAGGCCAUCCUGGGCCCCUUCGGGGAGCUGCUGACGGAGGACGACCUGCUGUACCUGGAGAAGCAGAUCGCCGACCUACAGCUGAGGCGCCGCUGCCAGGAGUAUGAGAGCGAGCUGGGCCGGCUGGCGGCCGAGCUACAGGCCCUGCUGCCCGCUCCCCUGGUCAGCAUCACUGUCAACAGCCACUUCCUGCCCCAGCGGCCCGGAGCAGAGGGUGAGGAGGCCUCCGCCCCAGCGGCCGAGCCCAAGGGCCCCGCGGGGGCCUCGGAGGCCGCGCCCGGUGAGCAGCCCCUGCCCUUUUGGUGCAGCCACAUCGCCCGGCUGGUGCGCAGCAUGUCCCUGCUGCUGAAGGGCAUGAACGGGCUGGUGCAGGGCGAGGAGAAGCCCGCAGGCCAGCCCCCGCAGGAGGCCCGCAGGGAGGCCCCUGCUAGCCCCCCCAGGAGCGUGGCACAGCGCGAGAUCCAGGAGUGCGGAGUGUCCGUGCGGACGCUGCGCGUCAACUUCGAGUCAGCCCCUGGCCCGUCCUGCGCCCCGAACCCAGGCCCCUGCGAGCCGGGGGCCCGGCCUGGGCAGUGCCAGAGAGGCUGCUGGCCCACAGCCCCGCAGCCCUGCGGCGGCCCAGUGGGAGAGGCCCCGGAGCCCGGCGACACAGAGGAGGCCAGCGACUCGGGCAUCAGCUGCGAGGAGGCCCCCUCGGAGGUGGGGGCCGCGCCCGGCCCCGACCUGGCCAACCUGCGCAAGGAGCGCAUCGUCACGCUCUUCCUCAGCCACUGGAAGAAGUCGGCCUACACACCGGCCCUCAAGACGGCGGCCUGCAGGACCCUGGAGGCCCGCCGGGCCGGGCCGCGGACGCAGGAGGCCCCGGGGGCUCGGCCACCCUCCCCGCCGCCCAGCGGGGGCCCCCGGCUCGGCCACCUGUGGCAGCAGCGCAGCAUCAUCGCCCGCCUGCUGGGCAACUGGAAGGCCAUCCUCGCGCACGUGCCGGCCCGGCAGCUGCGGCGGCUGAGCCGGCGGCCCCGCGGGCCCCUGUCCCCCGAGCAGUUCCUGCCCCACGUGGACGGGGCGCCCGUGCCCUACGGCAGCCUCACGCUGGACCUCUUCAUGCUGGGGUACUUCCAGCUCCUGGAGUGCGACCUGCCGGCCGAGGAGCGCAAGAUGCGCCACCUGCUGUGCUUCGAGGUCUUCGAGCACCUGGGCGCCCACGGCUGGGAGACCGCGCGGGCCUUCCACAAGGCCGUGACCGACGAGGUGGCCGCCGGCCGCCGUGCCUGGACUGACGGCUUCGAGGACAUCAAAGCCCGCUUCUUUGGCUCCAGCCAAAGUCCCGCCUGGGCCCCGGAGCCCGGCCGCAAGUCAGGCCUGACCCCCCUCGGGCCCCUGCCUCAUGCUGCCGCCCCCCACAGCAGCCCCAAGCCCGCGGCGCAGAGGCUGGGGUCCGGCUGCCAGCGGGGCGGCUUCGACAGUGAGGACAUCUGUGGCUACAUCGACCGGAGCUUCACCUUCUGGAAGGAGAAAGAAGCCGAGAUGUUCAGCUUUGGAGAGUGAGACAGGCGGCCAGCCGGCCUUUGGGAAUGCAGUGCUAGGGGUGGUUUCGGUUUUCUCUGCUCUUUUCUCCUUUGUCUCUCACCGGGCGGCCAGGUGAGGCCCGAGGCCAGGCUGGCGGACGCGCAGUGUGCUGGUGCCCAGGUCCAGUCCCACCGCGACAGGCUCCUCCUCCCCCGCUGUCCUGCGGGCACCUGGGAUGCUAGCCCGUUUCCUGCAAGCCCUCCUUCCAGUGCCCGAGCUUCCCGCUGUCCCAUUCCUCCAGCACUGGUGGCCCCAGGCACGGCCAGAGCCUCUGUCUGCCUCCUUCCAGGGACCUCGGGCCACCUCUUCCCCUCCCCGGGGCCUCUGUCCCCAUCUGUGAAAUGGGAGAGCUGCAGGUUGGAGAGAACAGGAUUCGAAGGGCAAGCGGCCUUCGUGUCAGGCCCUCCAAAUUCUCUGGGUCCGAGAGGUGGCCCACACGGGGGUGCCCGCCAGCCAGGGCAGCCGCCUGCCUUCAGACGCGCACUCUGCUGCUGUGUCCUGCUCCCGCCCCAGGCUCUGCAGAGGGUCUGGUCCCCGGAGGGAAGGCUCCCUGUGGGCCUCCCUGUCCCGUUCUCCAGCUCACCAGCCCCAGGGUUGUGUGGCCCGAGGCCGUGCCAGCCCACCCCCCCGCCCGCACAGGCUCAGGAGAGCAGGGACACAAGGAAUUUUUCCCAGAGGAGCCGUGGCUGAAGGGGCUCC
Ailuropoda melanoleuca (giant panda) is the source of this 3880-nucleotide messenger RNA. It is a transcript of the gene ESPNL, whose product is annotated as espin like. Gene Ontology annotation, molecular function: actin filament binding. Gene Ontology annotation, cellular component: cytoplasm. The record is from RefSeq and is a predicted model, not a curated record. Lineage: Eukaryota; Metazoa; Chordata; Mammalia; Carnivora; Ursidae. Gene Ontology annotation, biological process: actin filament bundle assembly.